AUGCGCUCAAUGCUUUUACAGACUGCAACAACGGCAGCCUGCCGCAACCCCGGGUUGUGUACCGAUGCGGCGAACCAGGAGGAAUGGCCCGUGGUUGAUGCCAUAGAGAUGCGAGCGCUAGUGCAAGUAGUGAAUGCAGCUGCCAAAUUCCAGAAAGGAUACGCACCCAAAAUUGUGGUUAUCGGCAUCGCCAGGAAGACUGACAUGCUGAUUCUCAAGGGUGACAGGGAGAACAUCAGAAGCUCUGAGCCAGGUACUGUUGUGGAUGACCCCGUAAUGUGUCCUGGCCCCACCCCCAAGUUCGUCUUGCUCAGCCAGGCCAUUGCCAAAGAGAGCGCU
This is a messenger RNA of Symbiodinium necroappetens, 339 nucleotides long. The record is from the annotation of a GenBank genome assembly. NCBI's taxonomy places the organism in Eukaryota, Dinophyceae, Suessiales, Symbiodiniaceae.